Molecule: messenger RNA, 2819 nt
Organism: Poeciliopsis prolifica (blackstripe livebearer)
Lineage: Eukaryota; Metazoa; Chordata; Actinopteri; Cyprinodontiformes; Poeciliidae
Gene: tsnare1
Product: T-SNARE Domain Containing 1
Exons: 11
Coding region: 7-903 (298 amino acids)
Biological process (GO): vesicle-mediated transport; intracellular protein transport; vesicle fusion
Cellular component (GO): membrane; endomembrane system; SNARE complex
Molecular function (GO): SNARE binding; SNAP receptor activity
Source: RefSeq, a predicted model, not a curated record
UGUCAUAUGAUGUUAUUAGCCAACAUCAGAAGCAGCAACGUCUCAGCUGAAUCCUUUACAUCACUCCCGGCGUUGAAAGCUGACACACCGCCAAACAUCAGAAUGUCAUAUGGGUCCAUCGAUGGAGGAUCAUUUGCCAGCCGAAACCCGUUUGGGGGCCCCACCAGGCAGGGCUAUCAGCCACUAGCCACACAGGUCAGCCCUUCAGAAUUACAAGAUGUGUUUCAAGAAGCCUCCUCCAAUAUCUUCCAGAUCAACGGCAAUGUUGUCAUCUUGGAGAAAAGUCUUCAGUCACUGGGUACUUCCAGAGACACAACAGAGCUGCGACAGAGCCUACAUUCCACUCAGCAGCAGACCAACAAAGUCAUCACCAGCACAAGUCAUCUCAUCAAACAGCUCUCUGAUAUAAUCAGCGGGUCUUCACGGCAAGAUCGUUUACGUCUGACCAGACUGAAGACUGAACUCUCAGAUUCUGUGCAGCGCUAUGGGGAUCUUCAGAAGAAAAUCGCAGAGCGAUCAAGGGCAUUGCUCCCUCCCGCACAGAAAGACAAGAAUAAGAGUCCCCAGACUCCAUCCAGUGACCUGAAUCAAGAGGACCCACUGUUUGGAGAAGCAGCAGGUGCUGAGGAAGGAGUCCAAGCUUUCCUGUCUGAGAUCAGUGAGGAGGAUGUGGAGGUGCUCCGUCAAAGAGAGGAGGCUCUGCUUCAGAUAGAAAGAGACAUGUUGGAUGUCAGUCAAAUAAUGAAGGAUCUAGCCAGUAUGGUCCACGAACAAGGAGAUACAAUUGACAGUAUUGAAGACUACAUUCAGAAUACAUCAUCGAACGUGGAAUCAGCCAAUCAGGAGCUUGCCAAGGCCAAUCAGUAUCAGAAAGCCUGUUUUGAGUCUCAGAUAAGAAGAUGAAUUGCUCUCUCCGUGCUUUGAAGCGCGUCAGGAUUUAAAGACUCCAGCCUCGGCUCUGGUCUAACGCCGCUGCUCCGCUGCCUUUGUAGCAGAAAACAGGCUGGGAAAAAAUGGAAGAAAAAGCGUUUCAAAACAACAUAGAUUCUGUGCUCCAACACAUCGUCACCGCCCGAGGAGACAAGCAGCUAAGGAAAAUAUAGAAAUAUCCCCAUAACCCUGCUCCUCAAUGUUUCUUACAAUUUUUCUGCACACUACAGCUAACAUGGCUUUUACUUUUACACCACAAGCUAAUUAACAUGUAAAUUUGAAUUUAAUUUGUUUUGUGAGACAAAUGGCUUUCAUUUUUAGAAACUCAGUUUUCCCACUGUUGAUAAAGAAAUUAAAUGAAAAACAACUUUUAUUUUGAUGGUAAAACUGUUGAAAAGUUUUUGUUUUUAUUUUUCUGUUUUGAUCCCUCUUUCUUCAUGAAGUUACAAAGUCAUACAAUCACUUGGAAAUUAUUUACACAAAUUCAACGUUUUCUCAUUUUCACAACAAUAAACUUCAGUGUAUUGUAUAGGCAUUUACAUUAUUCUUUAUCAUAAAAGUCAUAAUUGUAAAAUUAAAUGCUACACUUUAGCAAACACAAUCCUAAAAAUUGUGACAUGGAUUUUUAUUUAGUCACCUUUACUCCUCUACUUUUCUAACCUUAGAUAAAAUCUAUGCAACUAAUUACCUUCUCAACUAUGAAAGGAUCAAAAGCAAACACAUAAAUAAAUGGUUAAAAUACUAUUUAAAUGUAACAUUUUAUAAAUAAAUGUGGUACAAAGUAUAUUUAAUGUCACAUACUGGAAAUAAAUUCAGGGAGCAUGAUAGAUUGUUUUUCCACAUGGAGAUUUCAGACUCCACUGAGAAUCUUGGGAUGUUCUGGAGAAGGAUUGGCACACUGGUCGGACUCUGCCAUCAUCAACACAUGGUCUUGCUGAAAAAUGAAAGCAAUGCCAGAUGAAAAUCAAUCUUGUGAUAUUGCAGAAGUUUAUUCAAACAAUGCUAUGUUGUGCUGUGGUCAAAGUUAAAAGUGGUCCAACCAAAUAUUAGAGUGUGUGAUUUUUUUUUGUGGCAACUUGUAUUUGACCUCGUUUUUCAGAGGACUUUCAGGAGUUAAUGGAAUAUGAAUGGAACACAAAUAUGAAUUUGGCUGCCUUUUUCAGCUGUUGCUUGCUGACUGCUUCUUGUCCAUUCAUACUGGAACACAGAGCUAGUGCCACUGCUGCUGGUGUUUAUGAAGCACAGCUCUACAGAAAAACUGUGACAGAAGCUUCCAUCUACCAGUUGCAGCAAAUAGGUGAAACCAUGCACAUAUGUGUUUCUGUGUGUGACAGAGGGGCGAAAGAUUAUAAAAAUUCUGUCUGUCACACUAACUCAAAAUCUCUAUAAAGGCUGAGCAAAAAAUGACAAUAAAGCAUCAUUUAUUGUGAUGCUUUAUUGAAUGGAUUUUCUGAUUUUUGUGUAAUUUUUCUACAGGUUGACAUAAAAGUAAAUUGUAUUAACAUCACUAUAUUAUUUUUAUUUCCUUGCAGUUUUGACCCUAUAUAAACACAACUACAAUCACCAUGCCUACAUUACUUCUAUACAUCAAACACCCCAUAAUCCUUGCAUUGCUUUGACUGUUACAUAACCAAACAAAUACCACUAUAAAAUAUAAUGGGCCUACAUCGCUUAGCUGACAACUAGAUAUUGAAGGAAUGUAAUGUUAGAACAUUUACAUAUAUCCUCUUAAAAUUGAGAUGAUUGUUAUGCUCUAAUGAUGAAAUAUGCUUCUUUUGGUUACAGAGGCAGUUGAGGAAAAGAAAGUGUUACCUUCUGUUGGCCGGAACUUUGAUCCUCGCCAUCCUCAUUCUCAUUAUUGCUGUUUCAGCAAGAAAAUGAAACCUACC